This is a messenger RNA of Orycteropus afer afer, 2521 nucleotides long. The record is from RefSeq and is a predicted model, not a curated record. NCBI's taxonomy places the organism in Eukaryota, Metazoa, Chordata, Mammalia, Tubulidentata, Orycteropodidae.
AUGGCCUGUCUGAUGGCCGCUUUCUCUGUCGGCACCGCCAUGAAUGCCAGCAGUUACUCUGCAGCAAUGACGGAGCCAAAGUCGGUGUGCGUCUCAGUGGAUGAGGUGGUCUCCAGCAGCAUGGAUGCCCCUGAGACAGAGCUGCUGAAUGGACACCUGAAAAAAGUGGAUAACAACCUCACGGAGGCCCAGCGCUUCUCCUCCUUGCCUCGGAGGGCAGCUGUGAACAUUGAAUUCAAGGACCUCUCUUACUCUGUUCCUGAAGGACCCUGGUGGAGGAAGAAAGGAUACAAGACCCUUCUGAAGGGAAUUUCUGGAAAAUUCAACAGUGGUGAACUGGUGGCCAUCAUGGGUCCUUCUGGGGCUGGAAAAUCCACACUCAUGAACAUUCUAGCUGGAUACAGGGAGACUGGCAUGAAGGGGGCAGUCCUUAUCAAUGGCAUGCCCCGGGACCUCCGCUGCUUCCGGAAGGUGUCUUGCUACAUCAUGCAGGAUGACAUGCUGCUGCCACACCUCACUGUCCAAGAGGCCAUGAUGGUGUCUGCACAUCUGAAGCUUCAAGAGAAGGAUGAAGGCAGAAGAGAGAUGGUCAAGGAGAUCCUGACAGCGCUGGGCCUUCUGUCCUGUGCCAACACACGGACGGGCAGCCUCUCAGGUGGCCAGCGGAAGCGCCUGGCCAUCGCACUGGAGCUGGUCAACAACCCACCCGUCAUGUUCUUUGAUGAGCCGACCAGUGGCCUGGACAGCGCCUCCUGCUUCCAGGUGGUCUCUCUGAUGAAAGGGCUGGCUCAAGGAGGACGCUCCAUCAUCUGCACCAUCCACCAGCCUAGUGCCAAGCUCUUCGAACUGUUUGACCAGCUUUACGUCCUAAGUCAAGGACAGUGUGUGUAUCGGGGGAAAGUCUCCAAUCUUGUCCCAUACCUGAGAGAUUUAGGCCUGAACUGCCCAACCUACCACAACCCAGCAGACUUUGUUAUGGAGGUUGCAUCUGGCGAGUACGGCGAUCAGAACAGCCGCCUGGUGAGAGCUGUUCGUGAGGGCAUGUGCGACUCCGAUUACAAGAAAGACCUUGGUGGUGAUGCCGAGGUGAACCCUUUUCUUUGGCACCGGCCCUCUGAAGAGGUAAAGCAGGCAAAACGAUUAAAGGGGUUGAGAAAGGAUUCCACUUCCAUGGAAGGCUGCCACAGCUUCUCAGCCAGCUGCCUCACACAGUUCUGCAUCCUCUUCAAAAGGACAUUCCUCAGCAUCAUGAGGGACUCGGUCCUGACACACCUGCGGAUUACCUCACACAUUGGAAUUGGCCUUCUCAUUGGCCUGCUCUAUUUGGGGAUUGGGAAUGAAGCCAAGAAAGUCCUCAGCAACUCUGGCUUCCUCUUCUUCUCCAUGCUGUUCCUCAUGUUCGCUGCCCUCAUGCCCACUGUUCUCACAUUUCCUCUAGAGAUGGGAGUAUUUCUUCGGGAGCAUCUGAAUUACUGGUACAGCCUGAAGGCCUACUACCUAGCCAAGACCAUGGCUGAUGUCCCCUUUCAGAUCAUGUUCCCAGUGGCCUACUGCAGCAUCGUGUACUGGAUGACCUCUCAGCCAAGUGACGCUGUGCGCUUCGUCCUUUUUGCCGCCCUGGGCACCAUGACAUCGCUUGUGGCCCAAUCCCUGGGCCUGCUCAUUGGGGCUGCAUCCACAUCCCUGCAGGUAGCGACCUUCGUGGGCCCUGUGACUGCCAUCCCAGUCCUCCUCUUCUCCGGAUUUUUCGUCAGCUUUGACACCAUCCCCACGUACCUGCAGUGGAUGUCCUACAUUUCCUAUGUCAGGUACGGGUUUGAAGGUGUCAUUCUCUCCAUCUAUGGCCUCGAUCGAGAAGACCUGCACUGUGACAUUGAUGAGACAUGCCACUUUCAGAAGUCGGAGGCCAUCCUGAGAGAACUGGAUGUAGAAAAUGCCAAGCUAUACCUGGACUUCAUUGUCCUUGGAAUUUUCUUCAUCUCCUUGCGCCUCAUUGCUUAUUUUGUCCUGAGGUACAAAAUCCGUGCAGAGAGGUAAAAUGCCCAGAGAGCAGUCAAGAGAAAAAUUACAUGUGGUGGCCAUGGACACUCCCAGAACUGUGGCAGCAGGCCUGUGCCCGGUUACACAGAGACUAUCGUGACUCAGCUCCUAGGAACCAUGCUUGGUUUGUGGGUGUCUAGUGCUCAACUUCACCCAGUGGGGUUGGGUCUUCUCUCCAUUACCCUUUCUAGCUUUAACUAGGAAGAAGAUAGAGAAAGGUUUUUUUGUUUUUAUUUUUUACACACAGAAUUUAAAAUGCCACAAUGGGGUGAAUUUAAAACUGCAAGACAGUUUGUGACGAGAGGUUUCCUUUCCUUAGUAGAAUCCUUCCUUGUGACCAAAUAAUUUUGGUCCUGGAUGGGGAACUGCAAGCAACUUCUCAGUUGCUCACUAUGCAGCCACAUGGAUGUCUUGGGGGAGAAAGUUGAAACGCAGAGUGAUUCCAUUUUAUGACUGUUGUUUUUCAUAGUUUCGUCUCUCU